Molecule: messenger RNA, 685 nt
Organism: Pseudogymnoascus destructans
Lineage: Eukaryota; Fungi; Ascomycota; Leotiomycetes; Thelebolales; Thelebolaceae
Gene: UBC13
Product: ubiquitin-conjugating enzyme
Exons: 4
Coding region: 209-547 (112 amino acids)
Source: RefSeq, a predicted model, not a curated record
CUUACAUAUACGUCACAGCCACAAUUUUCUUUGAAAUAUUAUUCUAUCUCUUCAUCCUCUGCCGACACUCACGCGAUCGACCACCCCACUACCCCUCCACCUUACCCGCCGAUAGGGUACGCGCAGUGAGACACGGAAACCUCACUGAACCCUCCUAUCACCUCUUGAAACGACUUCCAGGAGUGGAAUAUUACAGCAAACUACAAAUAUGGCCGCGUUACCAAAGCGGAUCAUCAAGGAGACCGAGCGGCUGAUGGCAGAACCUGUCCCGGGCAUCAGCGCCAUCCCUCACGACGACAACCUGCGCUAUUUUGAUGUUAAGAUCCAUGGCCCCACACAAUCGCCUUAUGAGGGUGGCAUUUUCAACCUCGAACUCUUCCUCCCAGACGACUACCCAAUGACGCCCCCCAAGAUCCGUUUCCUCACCAAGAUCUACCACCCCAACAUCGACAAGCUCGGCCGCAUCUGCCUUGAUGUGUUGAAGAGUCAGUCUCAUAUCCUCCACCAACCUACCCCGCAUCUACCCAUCCACAUACCAAAAUACUAACGCACUCCCAAAGGCAACUGGUCUCCAGCUCUCCAAAUCCGCACCAUCCUCCUCUCCAUCCAGGCCCUCCUCGGCGCCCCUAACCCCGAUGACCCUCUCGCCCCCGAUGUCGCCAAGCGCUGGAAGGAGGAUGAGCCC